AUGUGGCCCAUCAGCUCGCCCAUCUGUGUCCCAUACGCACCCACCAUCAAUAAUUUGGAGCCUCACCUGAGCGCAAUGGAGCUUACGGUAGAAGAGAAACAGCCAAACACACAUCACAGCAAACUAGAAGCAAUCAAACACAGCAUCACAACAGCUCAGAAACAGCCAAACACAGCAUCACAACAGCUCAGAAACCCACAAACACAGCAUCACAACAGCUCAGAAACAGCCAAACACAGCAUCACAACAGCUCAGAAACAGCCAAACACAGCAUCACAACAGCUCAGAAACAGCCAAACACAGCAUCACAACAGCUCAGAAACAGCACAAACACAGCAUCACAACAGCUCAGAAACAGCCAAACACAGCAUCACAACAGCUCAGAAACAACCAAACACAGCAUCACAACAGCUCAGAAACAGCCAAACACAGCAUCACAACAGCUCAGAAACAGCCAAGCACAGCAUCACAGCAACCCAAGAAACACACAAACACAGCAUCACAGCAGCUCAGAAACAACCAAACAGCAUCACAGCAACCCAGAAUGCCAAAACACAGCUUCACAUCUCAGAAACAGCGAAACACAACAGCCAAAAACAGAAUCACAGCAACCCAAAAAGCAGUCAAACACAGCAUUUCAGCAACCUAGAAAGCCAAACACAGCAUCAAAUCUCAUAA
This is a messenger RNA of Scylla paramamosain (green mud crab), 678 nucleotides long. Its product is annotated as G-box-binding factor-like. The record is from RefSeq and is a predicted model, not a curated record. The transcript has 2 exons. Bases 1 to 678 code for a protein of 225 amino acids. NCBI's taxonomy places the organism in Eukaryota, Metazoa, Arthropoda, Malacostraca, Decapoda, Portunidae.